Molecule: messenger RNA, 1377 nt
Organism: Diaporthe amygdali
Lineage: Eukaryota; Fungi; Ascomycota; Sordariomycetes; Diaporthales; Diaporthaceae
Exons: 8
Coding region: 1-1377 (458 amino acids)
Source: RefSeq, a predicted model, not a curated record
AUGGGGAUACUUCUAUCCAAAACAGGGCCCUUAACCGCCAGUCGCGAAAGAAGGAUCUCCGAGGCGACCGAUGAGAACUACAGGGACAACAUGCAAGCGUGUCUCAAACAGUCGCAUUCGGAUCCUUCUAAAGAUCUCUUUCUGGCCGCCCUGGAGGGAGAGUUGAAGAGUCCUGAUAACGCCAAGCACCAAAAGAACAUCAAAGCAAUGGUUGCUCAAGCGACGGAGUCAGGCCCUCCCAAGCCUAAGCACACCUGGUGGGCAUUGGACGGGAAGGUUUAUAGUGUUGAAAACAAGAAUUUUCAACAGACUAUGUCGAAGCACGCCAAACAACAAGAUGAGAUCUAUGCUAUGAAGCAAAGAUAUGGUGGAAAUCCGUUAGCAAUGCACAUAAUUCACAGCAAGAUGCGAAUUAGUCCAUCUUCUGGGGGUGAUAAAGACGAUGAGGGGAUCUAUCUUGCUCUACAUGGUAUCAAUCAGUCAACAUGGAACAGGGUUCUCAGGUCCAAGUAUACUGGAAAGCUCAGGAAGACAAUAAUUUCCACUCCUAGAGCUAUCUUCGCCACGCCGAUGGGCAAUGAGAAGCUCAUUAUGGGAACGAGCAAAUUAGGUGUCGCCUGGAAAAUAGAGCUUGACCACAUCCAUUACACGGAUCUGAUUCUGGUCAUUGAUGACCUGCCGCCAAUGUCAGAUACCAGCAACAAACGCUUAGGCAGACUACAGCAAAGCGAGUUCCGAAUUAGUUCCUCGAAAGGCGAGGUGCAUCUGCGAUCUACACCUGUAGAUAACAGCCCCGAUACGGCCGCCGAAACCCCGGGGAGCAAUUUGUUUUCCCCAGAUGUGCCUCCACUGUACCGCCCACGCCUCAAGCACAUGUAUCGCCAAGUUGCGGACAUGUGUGGCGAGCACGUUGAGGCACCAAACAUGUGCGGCACAAUUUCCGCCGCCAACAUUGUCCGCGGUGUUGUUGCUGGACCGAAUAUUCUCGGCAAGGUGUUGGAGAAUAGUGGUGCGGACUUGGCGACUCGAGUCCUUUCAGAAGAGGUAGCAAGCUCUGCCCCAUCCAAAACGAUGGUGUACUUGCUCAUCAUAGAUGAUCGGUAUCAAAUCCUCGUCAACGCAAAAGGUGUUUUCACGCCUGACCCCGGUGUCUUACCCGUGGGCGUGGAAGCGCUUGCAUGCCUGCAAAACAAGUGCGAAAAUCUCUCACGCCUAACUUAUAGCGCCCCUGGAAACAGCCCGUACAGCUGGAUGAAUAGAAUUGAAGCAGUCGGUGUGAUUAACAGGUGGGAUGGAAAGGCUGUAAUCGACGCCUAUUGCCUUACAAAGUCUCCAGGGGAGCUAGAGGGCGCGGGAGAAGUAUUUGGUGGUCAGUAA